Venturia canescens is the source of this 852-nucleotide messenger RNA. RefSeq names its product adaptor protein complex 2, sigma subunit (gene AP-2sigma). Bases 151 to 579 code for a protein of 142 amino acids. The transcript has 4 exons. NCBI's taxonomy places the organism in Eukaryota, Metazoa, Arthropoda, Insecta, Hymenoptera, Ichneumonidae. Gene Ontology annotation, biological process: intracellular protein transport; clathrin-dependent endocytosis. Gene Ontology annotation, molecular function: clathrin-cargo adaptor activity. Gene Ontology annotation, cellular component: AP-2 adaptor complex; intracellular membrane-bounded organelle; membrane coat. The record is from RefSeq and is a predicted model, not a curated record.
UAAAAAGUGAUUAUAGAAUCUCACUAUCAGGAGAGGGCGGAUAAGUCCACGCUCUCGCGGUCCAGAGAAUUUGACACACAGGCGUCACAGGUACGGUGUCGUCGUGUCAAAACGGUUGUCAACCUCUCGAUCACGUCUGAUCAAUAAACAAUGAUUCGAUUUAUUCUCAUACAAAAUCGAGCGGGCAAAACGAGGUUGGCGAAAUGGUACAUGAAUUUCGACGACGACGAGAAACAAAAAUUGAUCGAGGAGGUACACGCUGUUGUCACCGUCAGAGAUGCCAAACACACGAAUUUCGUUGAGUUCCGGAACUUCAAAAUUGUAUAUCGACGAUAUGCCGGCCUCUACUUCUGCAUCUGCGUGGAUGUAAACGACAAUAACCUAUGUUAUCUAGAGGCAAUUCACAACUUCGUGGAAGUGCUCAACGAGUACUUCCAUAAUGUCUGUGAACUGGAUCUAGUUUUUAACUUUUACAAGGUAUACACGGUAGUUGAUGAAAUGUUUCUGGCCGGUGAAAUCAGAGAAACCAGCCAAACCAAAGUACUCAAGCAACUGCUAAUGCUGAAUUCACUCGAGUAGCGAUCGUAUUAUAAAACAAUGUCAUUAUUUUCUUCCGAAUGGAAAAUGUCUCUCUCCUUUGUUUUAUUUUCAUUUGUUUCUUUAAAAUGUUUAAAGAGCUUGAAAAAAAACAUACUCAGAAUGUAUAAAUAUUGUAUCGUACAAAAAUAAUUAGACACUCUCGUGAUACGAAGAUUAUGAGAGAUGAACCACGAUGUCAAAUGUUUAUUUAUAAGCUAUUCGAGUUGAAAUAAAAUUUACGAAAUUGCGUCAAUCGCAAUACGAGUUAUGGAA